Molecule: messenger RNA, 910 nt
Organism: Puccinia graminis f. sp. tritici CRL 75-36-700-3
Lineage: Eukaryota; Fungi; Basidiomycota; Pucciniomycetes; Pucciniales; Pucciniaceae
Exons: 5
Coding region: 239-910 (223 amino acids)
Biological process (GO): attachment of GPI anchor to protein
Cellular component (GO): GPI-anchor transamidase complex
Source: RefSeq, a predicted model, not a curated record
AGAUUGGGAUUUAAACUCAAUUUUUGGGAAAUCGAUUUCGAAAAAAUGUCCAUUAACAAGCUCUAGUAACAUAGAAAUUAUAGAACCACCAUCCCUGACGGAAGAGGAGACGAAAGGCACCGAAGGACUAGUUAUUCAACGACCAACGAUCCAUCCUCAAGCUCAUCCUCAUGGAUUACCCGUUGAUGGUAAACAUACUUAUAAUAUCCUUCAAGCCGUUUUACCUUUAGAAAUCGAAAUGAAAUGGCCAACAGAAGAAAGAUUUAAAUAUCCGGAGAUUUAUACCUCACCCCCGGUAAAAGUCAAAAGAUUAUUAUCAGGACAUGGACAAACGAGAGGAAUAAUGGGAAUAGAAAUCGAGAUGAAACAAGAAGAAAUCGAUCGAGAUCCACGACAAGAGAUUGUUUAUUUCGAAGAAUUACCUUGGUGGUUAACGAUUUAUUUACAUACUUUAAAAGUCGAAGUUGAUGGUAUUCAAAUCAAAUAUCCAACUCGAGUGAUCACCAAGAAAACAAUCAAGCCUUCAAUACAAAGAGAACGCCCAUACAGCUUUACGAUGACCCUGAAUUUCCCUUCCUCCGAUGAUAUGAAGGUCAACCUAUCCAAUAUUCAAUCAGAAGACCGAAAUUCGAAGAAAAAGAACACUCAACUACGAAAGAUGAAGAUUUAUUUCGAAUACGAGAAAGAUUUAUUACUCUAUACUGAAUAUUCUUCUGAUGCUAAUAGAGGAUUCGACUUGAAUCCAGCAGCAUUAAUCUUGUAUUCCUCAAAAACCAAAAAUAAAGAUCAAGGCGAUGAACUCGCUCAUGACAAUCUUCAUCAAAGCGGUCUUAAUUCUUCAGCUUCUGAUCAUAGAGGUAGUAGUGUAAGCCUUCUCUCAACACAGCAAAAUUCAUCUCCUCCUUACUGA